AUGGGAGGACCCUAUAUGCCUAAAACGGCCUCCAUGGGUGGUCGACCAACGAUUUCCCUCGAUGUCCCAAUAUGCGCCGUCUUCCUCGCCCUUUUCAUCGCCGGUGCCGCCUGCCACAUGGCCCUGUUCCGUCGCAACCUCGCAAAAGGCCACAAGUUCAUUCCAUCGGGCGCCACAUUUGGUUUUUGCAUGUCACGUAUUAUCGCAAAUAUCAUGCGCAUCGUCUGGGCCUGUCACCCGACGAACAUUAGCAUUGCAAUCGCAGCACAGAUCUUCGUUGCAGCGGGCGUGUUGUUGCUAUUCAUUUUGAACUUGUUAUACGCACAGCGUAUGUUCCGAGCUGUCUAUCCAGCCCCAGGGUGGUCCCGAACACUAUCCUGGGCCUUCAAAUCACUGUAUGCUCUCGUCGUGGUGACGAUCAUUAUGGUCAUCACUUCUGUUGUUCAGAGUUCAUAUACUCUCAACUCAAACACACUUCGCAUCGACCGCGAUAUCCUGAUCUACGGUCAAACCUACUUCUCCAUCAUCUCGUUCCUACCACUUCCUCUUGUCUUACUUGUCCUUCUGUCUCCAAACAGAAAGCGAGUUCAGCAGGUUGGCUCUGGUAGUUGGGUCGUCAAAGUCUUUAUCGUCGUACUUGUCAGCUCAUUGCUUUGUCUCGGCGCGUCGUUCCGUGCUGCUACCUCUUGGAUGACACCUCGGCCUGUCACAUCGCCAGCCUGGUAUCACAGCAAGGCCUGCUUCUAUAUCUUUAACUUCACCAUUGAUAUUUUGGUCGUGGCUAUCUUCUUUGUCGGCCGUGUUGACCAGCGAUUCUGGGUUCCGAAUGGAAGCUCGAAGGUGCGUCACUACCGACGUGAUGAGGGUGUUGAGAAGAACACACAAGCUGCACAGAAUGGAGGUUCUCCUCUGUGCGAUGAUGAAUGGGAUAUCAAGAGUAGUAGCGUGUCCGAGGGCCUGAUUGAAGAAACAAAAUAA
Penicillium coprophilum is the source of this 978-nucleotide messenger RNA. RefSeq lists its product as uncharacterized. NCBI's taxonomy places the organism in Eukaryota, Fungi, Ascomycota, Eurotiomycetes, Eurotiales, Aspergillaceae. The record is from RefSeq and is a predicted model, not a curated record. The coding region runs from base 1 to 978 and encodes 325 amino acids. The transcript has a single exon.